AUGAGCUGCCCGGUGACGUGCGUCGCCUGGGUGCGCUGCGGCGUUGCCAAGGAAACGCCGGACAAGGUGUGUGCGGGGGGGGGGGAUGGUGCUGAUGGUAGCAAUGAAGGCCAGACGGCAUCUGACAGACCUAAGCCUUCUGAUAAAAACGAAGAUGCGUCUGAUAAUGAACUGGAGGAGUAUGAUCUGGACAAUUAUGACGAAGAGGAAUACACAGGUGAAUUAAAACUCGAAGACUCUUUGGCUGCUUUGGCAGUAUAUGGGAACAAUGAUCAGGAUCCUUACAUCACUCUGAAAACCACUGAUCAAUAUGAGCAGGAGGACUUUUUGAUUAAGCCCACUGACAAUCUUGUCCUUUGUGGCAAAGCUGAUAAAGAUUACUGUAGUUUGGAGGUCCAUGUUUACAAUCAUGAAGAGGACUCAUUUUAUGUACAUCAUGAUAUUAUCUUGCCAGCUUACCCUCUGUGUCUGGAGUGGUUGAAUUUUGAUCCUAGCCCUGACGAAUCACUAGGAAAUUAUGUUGCGGUGGGUAACAUGACCCCGAUUAUUGAUGUUUGGGACCUUGAUAUAGUGGAAUCCUUAGAACCAGUCUUUUCUCUUGGAGACAAGAAAGAAAAAAAGAAGAAAAAGAAAGGAAAGAAAACACAGAGUUUAUCUUCAGAAGGGACAGCAAAAGGACAUACUGAUGCUGUGCUUGACCUCUCGUGGAAUAAACAAAGCAGGAAUGUUUUAGCAAGUGCAUCUGCUGACAAUACUGUGAUUUUGUGGGACAUGUCUGUGGGAAAGCCAGCAGCCAGCCUGACACUACAUACAGACAAGGUCCAGACAUUGCAAUUUCAUCCGUUUGAAACUCAGACCCUUAUUUCUGGAUCUUACGAUAAAUCAGCUGUGCUGUACGAUUGCAGAAGCCCACAAGAUAACCAUCGAACGUGGCGGUUUAGUGGUCAGGUUGAAAGAGUCACCUGGAAUCAUUUUUCACCUUGUAAUUUCUUAGCAAGCACAGAGGACGGCUUUGUGUACUGUCUGGAUGCUCGUUCUGAUAAGCCACUGUUUACUCUGAAAGCUCACGAUGAAGAGGUGUCAGGGCUACAACUAAGCAGUCAGAUCAAAGGGUGCCUUGUGACAUCAUCUGCUGACAAAUCCGUGAAAAUCUGGGAUAUCCUGGGAGACAGACCAAGCUUAAUCCAUUCCAGGGCUAUGAAAAUGGGUGUUCUGUUCUGUGCAGCUUGCUGCCCCGACUUCCCCUUUGUUUUUGCCUUUGGAGGAGAGCGGGAAGGGCUGCGUGUCUGGGAUAUAAGCAAGAUCUCUGCAGUGAACGAGGCUUUUGGGAACAGAGAGAGACACGUUCUGGCAAGCGCCAGCUCCGCGCCUGGCAGCUCCACGGCCGGCAGCAGCAGCAACGAUCUGGAGACAGCAAUGGAAUCAUGAUGGAUCAAACAUCACAAAAUCCAAGUCAUUAAUGGGACUUCAACUCAUGUGUAUUCUACGAAUGCCCCUGUUUGGUAAGAGUUCAUAGAAAUUACUUGAGUGUCUUGCAAUCUGCAGGCUUCUUCAUCUCAGACAAAGAAACCCGGUGAUGUGGUUAAGCUCUAAGUCAGCAGUUCCAAGUUCCUGCCUCUAUUACCAGCUUUGAAAGAUGAAAUCACUUGCUUUUGCCUGAGGUUAGAAAGAGGGGCUACUAUGUGUAACAUUGAAACAGUCACUAGAAAAGCAUCCUGCUGCUACCAGAAGUUUGUUGAAUGCUGCAGAGAAGGUAAAUAUCUUCUAAGGGCAUCAGGAAAAAUACUUCAGACAGCAGUUGUGUAAUAAAUAAACAAAAGCUGAAUGAAAUGACAAGUGUAAAUAGGUAAUUUAUCCUUAAUUUGAGGCUAGAUUUACAGAUUUCUAAUACAGAUUUUAAAAGUUCUUCUAUGUAACUUUUUAAAAUAUUAAGAAUAUUUCUUGGGCGCUAAGUUGGAAUCUCUGAGUAGAAUCCUGAAGGGUAUUUGUAACACCUCAGCUCACCAAUAUCAAGCCAGAAAUAUCCCAGCUCUACCCCAUCAAGAGUUUUUUCCCUGGUUCCACUGCACCUGAAGCUUAUUGAUGUUGCAUGUGUAUUGGGUUUUUCUUCAAGCUCCAAAUGUAAUAUAUAUUAAGAUAAUUUGGGCUGAAGUAAGGAAAUACUACUCAGAAGAGGAUGAGAGGCUGUCAGGACACAAAGUGAGGGAAGGGAUCUCAGCUGGUCACUGUCACUGGUGAAGGCUGUCCAUGUUACAUGUUCAUGUUCUUAACUCCUCCCAGGCAUUUCUGCCUGAAACUUGAAGGCACAGAGCAACACUUUGGGUAUCAGCUUCACCACUGACUUAAACACUUCUUUUAAAGCCUCAGGAACCUAGUCAAGGAACGUGACUCAAUUGCCCCACAUUUAAAAUGAACACCCAAGUGCCUUACCCUAGGCCAGAAGUUAAAUGGUACUCAUCCUGUGGAGCGCAGGGAAGGUGGACAGACACUGGAAGGGUUUAAAAAUGCCCUGGGAACAAAAGCAACUGGUAUCAAAGCAGCUGUAGUGUCAGUGCUUGAAGUAGAUGAGAUUUUAGCACUGCUUUCCACCCUAGUGCACUGUAACUCAUUCAGUGAGGUAAAGCAGAUGUACGAUAUCACUUCAAACUGCAGGUGGGGGAAAGGCAGGGCUGUAGGUUUCUUUCCCAUCCCUUAAAGCAAGUGGCUGCUUCUAAAUCCUCUUCAGCUGUUUCUAGUCUGGUGAGACAGGUGCUUCACAUAGUGCUGCAGGAACCAAGAAUGUUUCGAAUGUGUUGGGAUUCCUGCCUCAAUCCUUUCUCUGCCAAGCAGUGGUGAACAACAUGGACAACAAAUGAACAACUGCUUUUUUUGAAGCUUAAGAACCUCUGUUCAAGUACUCUCCACUGAAAAGCUGCAAUUUUUUUCAAAGCUUUAAUUUGAAAUAAAUGCUUCAUGUUAAGCUCUCUGAA
This is a messenger RNA of Calidris pugnax (ruff), 2969 nucleotides long. RefSeq names its product PWP1 homolog, endonuclein (gene PWP1). Gene Ontology annotation, biological process: rRNA processing. The transcript is spliced from 14 exons. The record is from RefSeq and is a predicted model, not a curated record. Bases 1 to 1428 code for a protein of 475 amino acids. Gene Ontology annotation, molecular function: protein binding. Gene Ontology annotation, cellular component: nucleus. NCBI's taxonomy places the organism in Eukaryota, Metazoa, Chordata, Aves, Charadriiformes, Scolopacidae.